Molecule: messenger RNA, 1636 nt
Organism: Medicago truncatula (barrel medic)
Lineage: Eukaryota; Viridiplantae; Streptophyta; Magnoliopsida; Fabales; Fabaceae
Product: GTP cyclohydrolase 1
Exons: 2
Coding region: 62-1429 (455 amino acids)
Biological process (GO): tetrahydrofolate biosynthetic process; tetrahydrobiopterin biosynthetic process
Cellular component (GO): cytoplasm
Molecular function (GO): zinc ion binding; GTP binding; GTP cyclohydrolase I activity
Source: RefSeq, a predicted model, not a curated record
AGGGAAAAUAAACUGUAUUGUGUAGGCACUACUUAAUAUCUCUUGAGUUGGUUUUUCAGUAAUGGGGUCGUUUGGUCAAAUACAUUCAAAUUGUGAGGUUGAAAAUUUAGUAAGUGAUGAUGAAGUGAGUUUUAAGAAAGAGGUCAAUAGAAGUGCCAUUGAGUGUGCAGUCAAAGAUCUGUUACUAGGUUUGGGGGAAGAUAUUAACAGGGAAGGCAUUAGAAAGACACCAUUUCGUGUUGCAAAGGCCUUUUUUGAAGGAACCAGAGGUUAUAGGCAAAAUGUGAAGGACAUUAUUGAAGGUGCAUUAUUCCCUGAAGAUGGCCUAGAUAAUAAUAAUAAAAUUGGUCAUGGAGGUGGAGUAGGUGGACUUGUGAUUGUGAGAGAUAUUGACCUCUACUCUUAUUGUGAGUCUUGCUUGUUACCAUUUCAAGUCAAGUGUCAUGUAGGUUAUAUCCCUUCUGGCCAAAGAGUUGUAGGCUUAAGCAAGCUUCCUAGGGUUGCCGAAGCAUUUGCAAAACGACUUCAAGAGCCUCAACGUUUAGCAGAUGAGAUAUGUUCUGCUUUGCAUCAAGGGAUAGAGCCAGAAGGUGUUGCUAUUGUACUACAAUGCACACAUAUCCCUUUUCCAUACAAAGAUAUCGAAUCAAACGAUAUAGGGUGGGUUAAGUUACUUGUUUCUUCAGGAUCUGGUGUUUAUGAGAACAAAAAUGCUGAAAUGUGGAGUGAUUUCUUUAGUCUUCUUAAGUUUAGAGGUAUUGACAAUGACAAAGUUCGUCUUAAAGGACCACUCGAUCAAUGUUGGUGUCCUUCUCUAUAUGCUGAAGUUUCAUCAAAGAUUAAAGCAAUUAGUACUCCUAUUAUGGUCAAUGCAGUAUCUUCAAUUGUUAAAUCUUUAGGAGAAGAUCCAACAAGGAAAGAGCUAGUAGAAACUCCUAGUAGAUUUUUGAAAUGGUUGAUGAACUUUCAAUGUGCUAGUAACAUUGAUAUAGAGAUGAAUGGUUACAUAUCUAAUACCAAUGGAAAGGUAAGGUUUGAUGACAAGGAAAUAUAUUCUGAAGUGAACUUGCCUUUUUGGUCACAAUGUGAGCAUCAUUUGCUUCCCUUUUACGGCGUUGUUCAUAUAGGAUACUUUCUUUCAAAAGGAUGCUAUCCAAUUGGAAAGUCCAUUUUACAAUCAAUAGUUCAUUUUUAUGGCUUCAAACUUCAAGUUCAAGAAAGGCUCACAAAGCAGAUUGCAGAAACCAUUUCACCAUUGGUAGGUGGAAAUGUGAUAGUGGUUGUUGAGGCAAGUCACACUUGUAUGAUCUCUAGGGGAAUUGAAAAGUUUGGAAGCAAUACUGCAACCAUUGCUGUUUUAGGACACUUUUCAACUAAUCUUGCUGCAAGGACCAAGUUUUUGGAGUAUUCCAAGUGCUACAUCUCUUGAAGGGCAGUGAUUAGUUUGAUCAAGUGCAACCAUAAAUAAAUCUAUUUCUAAUAAAAGUCUUCCUCAUAUGACAUGUGGUAGAAUUUCAAACGAUUUACUCCCUAAAUUUGUGCAAUGUUGCAAAAGAAUUGUAAUGGUUUCUUAUGAAGUUGUUCCAUUUUUAAUUAUUGAGUAAUAAUAAUGUUGUCUUUGAUAUGUUUGUUUGUA